CCUCCGCCCGUCGCCCGGCAACCGCGGCCCGUCGCCUGGCAACCGCGGCCGGGCUCGCAAACCGCGCGCCGCAGGAUGCCGCCCACCCGGGACCCCUUCCCCUGCCCCCGCUGCGAGAACGAGGACACCUUCACGGGCCGGGCCGGGCCGAGCCAGACAGGCCCUUAUGCUGAGCCCACCCACCGGGCCCAGCAGCGGGACCCCUGGAAUCGCCUGCACAGAACAGCCACCCUGUCCAGCACCAGGAAGGAAGUCUGGUAUACGGAACCUGAGGUUCCCAGAGACAGCCUGGAUUUUAAGAUGACCUCGCUCUACAACCACCACAAGGAGCAGCUCAGAGACAAGAGCCAGACAGUCAUCCACAAGGAGACCCUCUUGGAUGACCAUGGAGCACUGAAGGGUCUCGAGCCUGUGAAGGAACCCGAGCCGCCCCCAGUGGAGCACCGUACAGCCAGGGGCCUGUCUGUGAGAUGCUGGGUCAGCCCCACAAAGGAGUCGAUUCACAGCAUCGAGGGAGCCAUCGAGUGUCCCCACACAGCUGCCACCAACAGUGGAUACUCCCGCAAGGAAAACGGCAGUUUCUUCUCUCAGUGAGGAGUUUGCUGGCUUGUGCCCUGGCUGUGCGACUCUGGACCCACUUCCAACUUGAGUGAACCUUCUUCUGUCUGCUCUGCGUGCAUUAAACCCCUCUGGUCAGCAAAGCUCAUCCAGAAAAACACAGCCAUGAACAGGGAGAGAUUUUCAUUUAA
Molecule: messenger RNA, 749 nt
Organism: Caretta caretta (loggerhead turtle)
Lineage: Eukaryota; Metazoa; Chordata; Testudines; Cheloniidae
Gene: CFAP276
Product: cilia and flagella associated protein 276
Source: RefSeq, a predicted model, not a curated record